This is a messenger RNA of Leptinotarsa decemlineata (Colorado potato beetle), 1657 nucleotides long. It is a transcript of the gene Tet, whose product is annotated as Ten-Eleven Translocation (TET) family protein. Lineage: Eukaryota; Metazoa; Arthropoda; Insecta; Coleoptera; Chrysomelidae. The record is from RefSeq and is a predicted model, not a curated record. Gene Ontology annotation, biological process: positive regulation of transcription by RNA polymerase II; chromosomal 5-methylcytosine DNA demethylation, oxidation pathway. Gene Ontology annotation, cellular component: nucleus. Gene Ontology annotation, molecular function: DNA binding; zinc ion binding; DNA 5-methylcytosine dioxygenase activity.
AGUUGAUUUCAACGUGCGUGAUAGUGGUGUGUGUGUGCAAACAUUUUUUUAUUUACACAUGAUAUUAUUUUUAUAAGAGAUAAUGUACAAAGGAUAACGCUAUUUUUAUACGAAACAUAACAGUACAAAUACAACAGAGUACAAAGCAUCACCAAACUCAGCGAAAUUCAGGAUAACCACAAUGACAAUAACGGCUACCAAUCUUCUGUGAACCCGACCCAGCUCCAACCCUCCGUACCGCAAAAGAAAUCUGACGAAAAAAAUGAUUUUCAGUUGACGAUGCGUACCUUACACCAUGAGUGAAACUCUAAGCCAGGACCCGGACGGGUUAGGGGUCGCAUACACGACCCUGGCGCCGUCUUAUCCGGCUCCUGGAACUCCCAGUUCUACAGUGCAGGACGCACCCCCAGGGGCGAACCUUCCUCCUUUCUCGACUUUCUCCUCGGACAUGGACUCCGGAGGAGCUUUCAGUUCGGUCUCCGACAGACUUUUCAGUGAUACUCGGCUCCUAGACAUAUCAAACUGGGACUAUUACACGGAGGCGCGGUUGCUGGAUAGGGGGGACAACUCCCUGUCCAUCAUCACCUCCCAGCCCCAGUACCGGCCGUGGGAAUCGAAGCCGAUCGACGCGUCGACGUCUUCGUACGCGGCCACCACCCCCGUGAACACCUUCGCUGACGCUUUCGCCCAGCAGAACGGCGCUUCGAAGCUGCCGUCCUUCCAGUCACAGUUCCAGAGCUUCAACGAGCCGGUAACCACCAGUGAGACGACGCUGACGACGCUCACCAACUUGACGCCCGUGUCGCCCAACCCUGCUAGUCCACAAAGCUUAACCCCCUUGAACUCUAAUUUCCACACCCUAAGUGCUGUUAACGUCAACCCGCGUAGCUAUCCCCUGGUGCCGGCGCCUAUCCAGGCUCGGGAGAUCCCCUCCAUCCAGCAGCAGUUCCUCGACGAGAGGCAUAUCCAACUGUACUCGCAUCCUCCGGCGAACAUCACCCUAAACAAUGCACUGCAUCCCACGUUCCUCAACAGCCAGAACGGAGCCAUCAUCCAGAACAACCAGCUAAUCUCUUCACCGACGGUGGUGACGGUGAUCAAGUCCGAACCGGACCUCAAGCUCACCACGCUGCAUCAGGAUCAGAUCAAGAUCCAAAACUUACACCCUACGCAGUUCCAGAACCCCAUGACGCAGAUCCAGAACAGUGACGGGGCCAUCUACAACGGCAUCGAGAAAAAGAUUAACGGGAACAUGACUUCUCCGACGCGGAACGAUUUCCGGAAGAAGGAGAGAAGGAAAAUUCGCACUUCUAGUCUGGAAAGCUCAUUGGACAGUGACGGGGCUUCGAGCAACAUGGAAAUCGGGUCGGAAAACUCGGGGCAAGUGGCCGCGGUUUCGAGCACGGCGGGCUUCAAGGCCCACCAGAUGCACGUGAAUAGUUCCGUGGACAUGGAUACGGACAUCAGUGGCGGUAGCGUGGACAAGCAGGUGAAGAAGAAGAGGAAACGGUGCGGCGAAUGCAUCGGGUGCCAGCGAAAGGACAACUGCGGGGACUGCGCACCCUGCAGGAACGACAAGAGUCACCAAAUCUGCAAGCAGAGGAGGUGCGAGAAACUCACCGAAAAAAAGGUUAGUGGAUUUUUUGUAUGCUUUUGA